Messenger RNA from Spirodela intermedia, 84 nucleotides. Lineage: Eukaryota; Viridiplantae; Streptophyta; Magnoliopsida; Alismatales; Araceae. The record is from the annotation of a GenBank genome assembly.
AUGACUAUAGAUUUGGAUGCUCAAGUGGAAUUUGGAGCAUUCCAAAAACUUGGAGAUCCAACCACAAAGAGACAGGCAGUCUAA